Didymodactylos carnosus is the source of this 600-nucleotide messenger RNA. Lineage: Eukaryota; Metazoa; Rotifera; Eurotatoria; Philodinida; Philodinidae. The record is from the annotation of a GenBank genome assembly.
AUGAUGAACAAAUGUGAACAGGUCAUAAAACAAAAUGAAAUGGAAAUAGCAAAUAGGGAAAAGAAGAAUUUAGCAUUAUUAAAUUAUGCCAUUGAUGUUUUGGUUUUAUUAUGUUGGUCGAAUAAAACGAUAAGAAAACGAUGUAUGAAACAUUCAACUAUAAUCGAUUCUUUAAUACAGAUAUCGGAUAAAAUCCUAGCUUUACCAUCAAUAGCGUCAACGUCACUCUCUGCUAAACAGGAUGAUGAUACAGCGGAUGAAGAUUCUUACGAAGAAGAUUACGAUAGUUUUUAUUCACCCAUUUUGCUUGUGAAACAGAAUUCAUCAACAAAAGUAAUCGAAUCGGCAAUGAAACUUCUCUAUCGGCUAGUAUUAACUGAAGAUUUAAUUGAAGAGAUAAAACAGAAAAACCUAUCACCCAUUACUUUUAAAUAUAUAACGACAAACGAAUAUAGUAAAACGAUAAGAGCUUAUGCCUACAAUAUAUUGGCAGUUGUUAUGACCGAACAAAAUGCUAAAGAUCUACAAAUCCAGCAGUAUUCCAAAACCAUAUUGUUUUUUUAUUCGCUCAUUCAAUACUCCACAAAAAAUUUGGGUUGA